AUGGCCAGGAUGCAGUUGGACCUGGCUCUGAUUCAAGAACCCUGGUUCUAUAAGGGGGGAUCAGAGGGCUCACCGGCAGCGGGACGAGAUCUUGUAGCAGUAAGGUUGGAGGGCACUAGGGAGGGGAUACCGAGGGACAUAGUAGUCGCAUCGGCGUACCUUCCCUAUGAUCAGUCCGCAGGACCUCCAACCGAAGAAGUCAGGAGGCUGAUGGAAUACUGUAGGGGAAAGAACCUGCAGCUUAUCAUGGGAUGUGACGCUAAUGCACACCACAUAAUAUGGGGGAGCAGUGACACAAAGAGCAGGGCUACGUUAGAUAUAAGCAAAUCGGUGUGUAACUGGCAUGUAUCGGAUGAAUCCUCACUCUCCGAUCAUAGGUAUAUCAGGUUUGACAUAGAUAGUAAACAUACUCAGUGCGUGGAAAGUAGGAAUCCCAGGAAAACUAACUGGGACAAAUACAAGAACGUACUGGAGACAAAACUGGGGGAAGGCCCCACUAAGGCGACGACACCCACAGAAGUGGAAUUGUUGGAAUCGAGUAUCAGAACAGCAAUUCAUACAGCCUACGAGGAAAGGUGUCCUCUCAGGAGAACGAGGGCCAAGAAAAAGGUCCCAUGGUGGACGGAAGAGCUCUCGAACUUGAGAAGGAAGGUAAGGAAACUAUUCAAUAGGGCUAAAUCUACUGGAGCCUGGGAGGAAUAUAAAACCUUGCUCACCGAGUAUAAUAAAUCCAUACGCAGGGAGAAAGGAACCGAGUGGAGGAGGAAAUGCAAGAGCAUAGAGAGCGCACCUGAGUACAAAAAGCUCCAGACUACAAAAAGCACUGCGUAA
Messenger RNA from Ooceraea biroi (clonal raider ant), 831 nucleotides. RefSeq lists its product as uncharacterized. Gene Ontology annotation, molecular function: catalytic activity. Lineage: Eukaryota; Metazoa; Arthropoda; Insecta; Hymenoptera; Formicidae. The record is from RefSeq and is a predicted model, not a curated record.